CGAUGGCCGAUAGCCAACGGACAACGGAGUAAACGCUAAGGCCGAGUCACGUGUAUUUGGGUAUACCUCAAGAUCCCCAGGUGAACAACAAAGAAUCAUUUCGACUCGGGGCGCAAGGAGAACACGGAGCGAGACAUGUCCCACGAGUAAACAAAGUCGGCGACAAGAUCCUGAAACGGCCGCUUCUAAGUCACCCCACACUUAUAGGCUAAAGGGAGCUAUCCACCCUUCACUCUUUCUUAUUUUCACUCUACAGCCUGGAAUUCCUCGAUACAACAAUCUGAGCGGGGCAUAUGGUCUCCUCCAAGACUGCAGAGGAGGCGAUAACCCCUCAGACUCUGCUAACAACGGAUACCAUUCCCGUGGAGAAAGAUGAACCUCAAGACCCGAACGAUGUCUUCUGGGAUGGCGACGAUGAUCAAACCAAUCCCAAGAAUUGGAGCGUUGUACGCCGAUGGACACAUGUUGUUAUCAUCGCGCUUGUGACAUUUAUCACAUCACUGGGCUCAUCGAUGUUGGCUCCCGCAGUACCAGACGUGAUGAAAUCGCUUCAUUCCGAUAAUUCUGAGUUGGAGUCUUUCGUCGUUUCAAUCUAUGUCAUUGGGUUUGCGGUCGGGCCUCUGCUCGUGGCGCCCCUGUCAGAACUUUAUGGUCGCGCAAUUGUCUACAAUGUCUCCAAUGUCCUCUUUCUCGGUGCGACUAUUGGAUGUGCUCUCAGCACCAAUAUAGGCAUGCUUCUUGCCUUUCGUCUAAUUUGUGGUUGUGCCGGAGCGACUCCUCUUGCUCUAGGAGGAGGCUCGAUCAGUGAUCUCAUAGAGCCCGAACGAAUGGGCACUGCAAUGGCAAUUUGGGGAUUGGGCUCGUUGGCGCCACCUGUCUUCUCCCCCAUUGCUGGUGGGUAUCUUAGCCAAGACGCAGGCUGGAGGUGGAUCUUUUGGGUGAUUGCCAUUCCAAUGGGAAUUCUCACAAUAGUAUUCCCUUUCAUAGUCCGAGAAACAUACGUCCCCGUCCUGUUGGAACGCAAAGCGGCGCGCCUACGCAAGGAAACGGGCAACCCAAAUCUAAAAUCCCGACUCGACAGGCAACUCACUCGGAAGAAACUCAUUCUCGAUACCCUCAUCCGACCUCCUCGAAUACUAUUCACGUCGCCCAUUGUGUCAGUCCUUGCGAUAGACACAGCCAUAGUUUAUGGGUAUCAGUAUCUGGUCUUCACAACAUUGUCUUACAUCUUUCAAGAUAAGUAUCACCUCUCAACUGGUCUGUCAGGGCUUGUAUACCUGGGCAAUGGAAUCGGAACAGUUCUAGGAAUCUUUAUCAUCGGCUACGCAUCCGACAAAGUGACCGAGCGAAGAAAGAAAAAAGCGUCUAUACCAGACGAUACCCUACCACCAGAAGGCUGGCUCUGGCCCAUGAUUCCUUCGAGCUUCCUAGUUCCCGCAGGUCUGUUCUGGUACGGCUGGACACUGGAACGGAAUGCAUUCCCCGUGGUGCCCCUAGUGGGACUGGGUGUAUUUGGAUUUGGCAUGAUGGGCAUAUUCCAGCCAGUACAAAUCUACGUGGUGAAUUCUUUUGACAAACAAGCCGCCUCUGCUAUGGCAGCAGCUACCGUACUGAGAAGUAUUGUGGGUUCUUUAUUACCUCUCGGAGGACAAAGAAUGUAUGAUGCUCUAGGUAUAGGGUGGGGGAAUAGCUUGUUGGCAUUUAUUGCGAUGGGGCUCUUGCCCGUUCCAUUUUUGAUGAUCAAGUAUGGGGCACGCAUGAGGAGAGCGGACCCGAAUUUGCGAUAAUCUAGGACAGGUAUAUCGUGAUCUACGAGGCCUAACACACUUACGUACUUACGCACAAAUAUUAUGACAACGCCCAUGCUUGAUGACUUGACGCAGCUACUGGACUUGAUCGGGUAGAUAGGAUGGAAACACAGCCCCUAGACGAGAAAUAAAGAUAGUUUCAGAAUUAUAUCUGGGGAUUGAACUUAUGG
Penicillium subrubescens is the source of this 1978-nucleotide messenger RNA. Its product is annotated as MFS transporter. The coding region runs from base 294 to 1787 and encodes 497 amino acids. The transcript has 5 exons. The record is from RefSeq and is a predicted model, not a curated record. Gene Ontology annotation, biological process: transmembrane transport. NCBI's taxonomy places the organism in Eukaryota, Fungi, Ascomycota, Eurotiomycetes, Eurotiales, Aspergillaceae. Gene Ontology annotation, molecular function: transmembrane transporter activity.